UUCGCUCGCACUUUUCAGUGAUGAUUUGAAUCGCCCGCGGUGCUUCAUGUCUCAGACUCCCCUUCCUCGAAAACCCUAAAGCCCUGCAUUUCUCUCUCUUUCAUGCAAAGGCUUCAUCUCAAUCUCCAUCUCCAUCUCCAUCUCCAUCUCCAUCCCCAAUUCUCCAUGCAAAGCCUUCGCCAUCUCCUCCUCCAGCUCCCCAAAUCCAAACCCUAUGCCAUCAAUCCCGUUUCUGUUGUCUCUCUUUCCUCCUCCUUCCAUUCCAGCCAUCAGAGAUGGAAUCAAGAACAAAAUGGUGAAAACCCUAAGGUUUGGACCUUCUACGAUCCUCUCGGAGAUCAGAUUGUCACCAGGGCUGAUGGCGACGACAAGUGCCGCGCUGGCGAUGGGGAAGAGAAGAGAACUGCUGGGAAAAACAAGAAACGGGAUGAGGAUUCUUCGGGAGCGAAUUCGCAAGCUUGGUCCUCGAUGGCCAGGAGGAAGCCGGGGAAGGUGAAGGUUUCUUGGGUUUGUGAGAACUGUGGGGUGACUCCAGGGCAGUGGUGGGGUACUUGUCCGUCGUGCCAGACUUUGGGAUCUGUUAAGCAGUUCUCGGAGUCGGAGGUGAGUCGGGCUAGAGGAGCUGAGGUUUCAGAGGCGGCCAUGAGGUCGUGGUUACCUAAGAAGCUGGGGAAUUUGGCACCCCAGAGCAUUGCUGAGAUUAACAAGGGCAAGAAUCAGUCUGAGUGGCGAAUCCCAUUGUCUGGGCAUUUCGGAAUGGAAGUUGCCAGGGUGCUAGGAGGUGGUCUUGUGCCAGGCUCCUUGGUUCUAGUAGGUGGCGACCCUGGUGUUGGUAAGAGUACACUAUUAUUGCAGCUUGCUGCUAUUAUAGCUCAAGGGCUUGGAUACAAAGGUCCUGCUCCAGUCAUCUAUGUCUCAGGCGAGGAGAGUAUUGAACAAAUUGCGAACAGGGCAGACCGCAUGAGAAUCACUACUGGAGACCUUUUUUUGUACUCGAGUACAGAUAUUGAGGACAUAUUGUAUAAGAUUCAGCCACUUUCUCCACAAGCUCUUAUUGUGGAUUCUAUUCAAACAGUUUACUUAAGAGGUGUUACUGGAAGUGCUGGAAAUAUUAUGCAGGUGAAGGAAUGCACCUCAGCACUUCUGCGUUUUGCUAAACAGACUGACAUCCCUGUUCUUUUGAUUGGGCAUGUUACUAAAACCGGAGAUAUAGCUGGGCCUCGUAUCUUGGAGCAUAUUGUGGAUACUGUAUUAUAUAUGGAGGGUGAGCGAUAUUCAUCCUACCGGUUGUUACGAUCUGUAAAAAACCGAUUUGGGUCUACCGAUGAGCUUGGUGUUUUUGAAAUGUCACAGUCUGGCUUGCAAGCUGUCUCCAAUCCCAGUGAAAUGUUUCUGAGUGAGCAUUACACUGAUUCUGAGGUCUUAGCAGGACUUGCUAUCACUGUCAUAGUAGAUGGAUCUCGAGCAUUUGUCAUAGAAAUUCAGGCCUUAUGUGUCUCCAAUUCUGCAGCCACUAGACAAGUUAAUGGUGUUCAACAUAGUAGAGCAGACAUGAUAAUUUCUAUUCUUAUGAAGCAAGCGGGGCUGAAACUCCAAGAUCAUGCCAUCUAUCUGAAUGUUGUUAGUGGGUUUAAGUUGACAGAAACAGCUGGGGAUGUUGCUAUAGCAGCUGCCAUUUGCAGCAGUUUCUUGGAGUUUCCCAUUCCAAACAAUGUUUCGUUUAUCGGAGAAAUCGGCUUAGGUGGUGAGCUUCGUGCGGUCCCGAGAAUAGAUAAGAGGGUGAUGUCCUUGGCGAAAUUGGGGUACAAGAAGUGCAUUGUGCCCAAGGCUGUAGAAAAGUUGCUCGCAGAUCUCAAUUUGGAUAUCGAAAUUGUGGGUUGCAGGAAUUUGAAAGAGGUGAUAAACACAAUAUUCCAAGCUAGAUGACAUAAAACCUCCAUUGACUCUAAAUUUUGUUCAUUGGCUUGCUCUUCAACACUGCAAUGCCAUUGCAAGAGGUAGGCCCCUCUGACAAAUUAGAUAGUAGUAAUUAAAAAAAACCGGAGUAAAAAAAAUUUAAAGGGUCAGAAAUACAAGUGACCUUAUGAAAGGCCCAAUGAUCUACUGAAAAGAAAAGACUGUUCUGUGUUUACGCUGGUGUAUGUAUGUAAGCAUGCAUAGGGUUUGUUGGUGUUUAAGACAAGGCUUCGGAUCCAUAUGCAGCAUAGCUAAUGAGUAUAAUUCUCUUUAUCUCGAGUCUUGGUUAUCGGUGUAUUUAUUAUCACACUUUUACUGCUAACUGAACUUCUGAGGAUUUCAUAGGUUAUACAAACCUGAAAAUGCUGCU
Dioscorea cayenensis subsp. rotundata (Guinea yam) is the source of this 2326-nucleotide messenger RNA. RefSeq names its product DNA repair protein RadA. Bases 103 to 1926 code for a protein of 607 amino acids. Gene Ontology annotation, molecular function: damaged DNA binding; ATP hydrolysis activity; ATP-dependent DNA damage sensor activity. The record is from RefSeq and is a predicted model, not a curated record. The transcript is spliced from 15 exons. Gene Ontology annotation, biological process: recombinational repair. Lineage: Eukaryota; Viridiplantae; Streptophyta; Magnoliopsida; Dioscoreales; Dioscoreaceae.